This is a messenger RNA of Gongylonema pulchrum, 519 nucleotides long. Lineage: Eukaryota; Metazoa; Nematoda; Chromadorea; Rhabditida; Gongylonematidae. The record is from the annotation of a GenBank genome assembly.
UGUGUGGAAUCCGGAGUCGGAAGUGCAUCCAGCUUCAGCCCGACCACUUCCUCGUCAUUCAUGGCGCGACACCACCGUUUCGAAGCAGCCCUAGCAGCUCCAUCAUCACGUCGCCACAAUGCUCAUCAUUGUCAGAACGGAAGUCACCAUCACCAAUCGAAAACUUCACUGAUCGGUGGUGGUUCGCCACCACCGGUCAAUUCCCGUGACUUCGUGGUCAUUCGUUUGCGGCAAAAUAAUGCUGGUGCAUGCCGGAUGGGUAAAGCGCAUUCUGUAUGCCACGGAUUGCAUUUGUCGGCUUCUGCUCCGCGAUUCACGUAUUCGCAUGUGCGCAGUCCGGAUGAGCAUAGCUGGAAUCGACAGCACCUCGCAGCCCCGCCGCCACUGCUCAAGUGCCAAUAUAAGCGUUCCUCGGAUUCGGGGCAAACAUCGACGCUUUUUUCGUCGGCCGCAUUGCUAGCAAAAUCGCCGAGUGGUGCGUGUUUCUACAGGCCGGCUGAUGGCGUAUUGGCAUCCUGA